AUGACGCAAUUGCCACCCGAGUCUGUCGGUUGGAUGGAGAUGUCCUUUUUCUUGAUCCAGACCGAAUCGUGCAGACUACUCCAUCCCGUUCUGGGGACUCGCGAGCAGUGCUCUGCACAGACUCUUCCGGACAUCGCAGCUAAACGGAAGAUGAUCCAAGAGCGCACUCAAUAUGUCUCUUCGCGUUAUGGCAUCUCGAGUUCUUCCAAAAUGCCCAACCAUCUACCCCGUAUUGCAAUGCAGCAUUCUAUCACCGCCUACAAGAAAAUGGAGUUUAUGCUCCAGCUCCGAGAGAAGAUCAGCAUGCAGAAGCAAGAAGACUUUCAAGAUGAUGACGUGGCUGAUGUACUGAACCCAUCUUUUAAGCUGGCAUGCGAUGGACUGGAAAGUAGUUACUGUCUCGCUUUGCUGCAACAUCAAGCCCUGGCGUCGAGAAGUGCUCAGCAAACCACAACGAGUAGUGAUAUUCAAGCUCCUUUGGAGCGUCGUCCUGCUUCCCCGGGCUUUGGGCUUGGGGAAGAUCCUCAUGAAACUGAAAUCCCGCUACCAUAUACGACGCCUCAUGAAGGAUCUCUUCCGAACUUUGAAGCAAUCCUCGAACAGGGGUUUCUCGCGGAUACUAGCCAGAAUAUCUUCUCUUCUUUGGACCUCUCUGUGUCUGAGGUGCCGUUCCUGCCGGAGUGGAAUGCAGUCAUCAAUGGCUCCUUGAUUGAUGGCAAUUACUCGAAUGCACGGUGA
Messenger RNA from Penicillium alfredii, 738 nucleotides. RefSeq lists its product as uncharacterized. The transcript is spliced from 2 exons. Bases 1 to 738 code for a protein of 245 amino acids. The record is from RefSeq and is a predicted model, not a curated record. Lineage: Eukaryota; Fungi; Ascomycota; Eurotiomycetes; Eurotiales; Aspergillaceae.